Molecule: messenger RNA, 904 nt
Organism: Dermatophagoides pteronyssinus (European house dust mite)
Lineage: Eukaryota; Metazoa; Arthropoda; Arachnida; Sarcoptiformes; Pyroglyphidae
Biological process (GO): negative regulation of biosynthetic process
Source: RefSeq, a predicted model, not a curated record
AAAUAAUGAUGGCCUUAUAAUGAUGAUUAUUCUUCCAAUUCACAUAUCGCAAACACUGUUUAUAAUAUUUAACUUUUUCUUUCGAUUGUCAUUCACAAUUGCUACCAAAACGAAUAAGUUUAAAUUGGCUACCAUAGCCAAACGAAGUGGUAGCUUACCUCCACCACAAUCAGGUCGUAUGUUAAAUAAUCAUCGAACUAAUGUAAUCUGUUCAACAACAACAACAACAUCAUCAUUAUCACCAUUAAAUUCAUCAUUAAAUACAACAAAAUCAUCAUCAUCAUCCGCAUCAACAUCAGCAUCAACGGGUAAUCUAUUACAACAUACACGGCAAGCUUGCUAUAAAAUGUCAUAUGUAUUGAUAUCAACGGAUGAUUUUCAUCGUGGUCCAACACGAAUAUCAACAAUCGAUCCAUAUUUACAUGAAAAAGUUCCAUUCACUGUUAUUAAAGAUAGUCUAUAUUUUCAGGCUGAACCACAAUAUGAUCCACAUGGACGAUAUUGGAAAUUUCGUGUUGAAGAUGCACCUGUACGUGUAUUGAAUAAACUAUUGGAUCUUGGCUAUAAAGUAUUAACUGGUACAAGUCUAUCUAGUACAUAUGAACAUAAUAAACAACCAGGACAUGCAUGGACAUUAUUUCGUGAUCCAAAUGUACGAUAUUCAAUAAUGCAUACCAAAUAACAAUAAUCAUUAUCAUUGAAAACAAAAUCAUAUCCAACCUUAUAUCACUGAAACAAAAACAAAAAAACAACAACAAAAUUCAUUCAUUUGAAAAAAAAUCAUUUAAAAUUUAUUAAUGAAAAUUUCCUUGAUUUUACCGGAUUUAUUUCACACGGACACCGCCACACACAUACUUUCACACUCGAAAAAAAUAAGGAAAUAAAAAUUUCGUAUUUUUCCCUC